AUGGCCAGUCAUGACCAAUACAGUUAUAGAGGCUCCAUGGAACAAGGAAACGUUUUCCAAAGAUUUACAAAUUCAUUUAAAAGAAUCGAUUUAGAAGACGAUGGAAUCGAUACUAGUGAAAUGACCGAAUUAGAAAAAUCCAUUUAUGCAACUGCUAACCAUCCUCUUGCAAGAAGAUUGAAAACAAGACAUUUGUUUUGGAUUGCCUUUGGUGGGGUGAUUGGUUCGGGUUUAUUCGUUGGUAGUGGGUUCAGUUUAUCUCAAGCCGGUCCAGCAGGGUUUUUAAUUGGUUAUAUUGUUAUUGGUUAUGCCAUGCUUUGUGUUGUAUUAUCGCUUUCAGAAAUCGCUACUCAAUUUGCAGUCUCUGGUUCUUUUGUUUCCCUUUUUUCAAGAAUGAUUCAUCCGUCUUGGAGUUUUACCCUUGGGAUCCUUUAUUCCCUUUCAUGGCUUAUUUCAUUUCCUUCAGAAUUAAUCGCUUGUAGUAUGACAAUUAAAUAUUGGAAUUCUUCAGUUAAUCCUUGUGUUUGGGUGGCGGUAUUCUACGUUUUCAUCUUUACCGUUAAUCUUUUCGGGGUAAGAGGUUAUGGUGAUAUUGAAAUGGGGAUUUCAAUCAUCAAAAUUCUUGCGGUUAUCGGAUUUAUCAUCUUGGGUAUUUGUAUCAUUUGUGGUGUUGGUGAUCAAGGUUACAUUGGUGGUCAGUACUGGCAUAAUCCUGGUGCAUUUAAUCAUGGGUUUAAAGGGGUUUGUGCUUCCUUCAUUAGUGCUGCCUUCACUUUUGGUGGUACUGAAUUAGUUGCUUUAGCAGCUGCUGAAACUGCUAACCCAAGACACUCUUUACCAAAAGCUACCAAACAAGUUUUUUGGAGAAUUACCAUUUUCUAUUUCUUAACUGCAAUUGUUAUUGGUUGUUUGGUUCCUUAUACUAAUGAACAAUUGAUUAAUGGUACUGGUAUUACUGCAUCUCCAUUUGUUAUUGCUGUUUCAAAUGGUGGUAUCAAAGUUGUUCCUCAUAUCAUGAAUGCAGUGGUUUUAUUGGCCAUUGUUUCCGUGGCCAAUUCUUCUGUUUAUGGUUGUUCAAGAACUUUGGCUUCAUUAUCUGCUCAAGGUUUAUUACCUUGGUUUGAUUAUAUCGAUAAAGAAGGUAGACCAAUCGUUGCAAUCAUGUUCACUAAUGUUAUUGGUUUAUUAGGAUUUUUAGCUGCUUAUGAAGAUGAAGAUAGAGUCUUCACUUGGUUUUUCUCAAUUUGUUCAUUAUCUUCCUUUUUCAUUUGGGGUUCAAUUUGUUUCACUCAUGUUAGAUUUAGAAUGGCCUUACGUGCUCAAGGUAGAGGGGUUGAAGAAGUUGCAUUUGUUUCUCCUUUAGGUUUAUUUGGUUCUAUAAGUGGUAUCAUAAUCUUAUUCUUGGUCAUUUGUGCAGAAAUUUGGACUUCUAUUUGGCCAAUUGGUGAGAGUGCUGAUGUAGUUACCUUCUGGCAAAAUUGUUUGUCAUUACCUCUUAUGCUUGUUAUGUGGUUCUUAUUCAAUCUUUACAAAAAAUCCUUCUAUCCUUUCUUCAUCCCUCUUGAAGAAAUCGAUUUAGAUACCGGUAGAAGAGAUGUUGAUGUCGAAUUAUUAAAACAAGAAAUUGCUGAUGAAAAACUCGAACUUCAAUCAAAACCAUUCUACUAUAAAAUUUAUAAAUUCUUCUGUUAA
Hyphopichia burtonii NRRL Y-1933 is the source of this 1692-nucleotide messenger RNA. Its product is annotated as amino acid permease. The record is from RefSeq and is a predicted model, not a curated record. Gene Ontology annotation, molecular function: amino acid transmembrane transporter activity. The coding region runs from base 1 to 1692 and encodes 563 amino acids. The transcript has 2 exons. Gene Ontology annotation, cellular component: membrane. Lineage: Eukaryota; Fungi; Ascomycota; Pichiomycetes; Serinales; Debaryomycetaceae. Gene Ontology annotation, biological process: amino acid transmembrane transport.